UGUUUGUAUCAUUAGAAUCCGAAUUUGUUGCACAGUGUAACUAUCCAGUGGCCGGCCACCGAAGCUCUAAUCAUCAGCUCUUGUCGUAGCGCCAUUCCAAUCCGUUUUGUUCGGCUCGUUUCGUUCUAAUAUUGUUUUGCUUCUACUCGUACUCGUACUCGUACCUCGGAUCUAUCUAUCUUUCCAUCUAUCCAUCUUUUCUUUUUUGCCUCGGUUCACCUCUUUUGUUUGUGCGUCGAUUUAAGAUUUUUACUCGCACACACCUUUUGUUCGGUGUCUCUAUAAAAGUGUCGGCUCAUGCCACCACUGGCAUCAGUUCCAGUUCCCAGCUCACGGGAAGCACCCAACUACCAACCAUCUGUCAAAUCAUCAUGCACUCCUUUGUGGCCUGCACCGCUGUGUUGCUUGCCGUGACCUCUCUGGCCAUGGCCAGUCCUUUGGGCAGCUCGUACCUGCCACCCCAGGCCAAUGCCCACAGCACCUACAACACGGCCGCCUCCAGCUCCACCGGCCAUUACGCAGCCCCCGCGGCCACAUAUGCGACCCGAUCGCACGCGGCAGUGGCUCCGUCACGCCAGUAUCUGGCGCCAGCGGCCGUCUCCCACAGCAGCAGCUACUCUGCUCCGGCCGUUUCGCACAGUAGCUACUCGGCCCCGGCUGUUUCCCACAGCAGCAGCUACUCCGUUCCGGCCGCCAGCCACACUAGCUACUCCGCACCUGUGGCCGCUCCAUCUAGGCAGUACCUCGCCCCAGCCGCCUCCCACAGCAGUUACUCCGCUCCAGCCGCCUCCCACAGCAGCUACUCCAGUGCUGGCUCAUCCUACUCCGCUCCGGCGGUGUCCCACAGCAGCUACUCCGCCCCAGUUGCUUCCCACAGCAGCUACUCGGCGCCUGCUGCCUCCCAUACAAGCUACUCCGCUCCCGUGGCUGCCCCAUCCAGACAUUACUUGGCUCCAGCUGCGUCCCACAGCAGCUACUCCAGUGCUGGCUCGUCCUACUCCGCUCCGGCCGUGUCCCACAGAAGCUACUCCGCGCCAGCCGUCUCGCACGGAUACUCACACGGAUCGAGUGGGGGAUAUUCCGCCCCAGCAGCUGUCUCCCAUGUCAGCUACUCGGCACCGGCUCGCUAUGCAUCCCGCUCGGGCUAUGGAGCUGGAGGCCACUCCUCGUCCUUCUCGUCGGGCAGCAGCAGUUACGGACAUGGCCACUCCGGAGGCACUCGCUAUGCCUCCAACGGGGGCUAUGAAUACCGCCUGAAGCAUUAAACGGAUCUCAAAUUGUAUCAGUAGUACGGAUUCAAGAUACUAACCGAACGAUUAUAUCCAACUCCUUUUUUUUGUAUCAAUGGAAAUAAAGUGAUUGAUUUAA
This is a messenger RNA of Drosophila pseudoobscura, 1368 nucleotides long. Its product is annotated as cuticle protein 16.5. Lineage: Eukaryota; Metazoa; Arthropoda; Insecta; Diptera; Drosophilidae. The transcript is spliced from 2 exons. Gene Ontology annotation, cellular component: RNA polymerase II transcription regulator complex. The record is from RefSeq and is a predicted model, not a curated record. Gene Ontology annotation, molecular function: transcription coactivator activity. Gene Ontology annotation, biological process: positive regulation of transcription by RNA polymerase II. The coding region runs from base 372 to 1265 and encodes 297 amino acids.